AUGUACCCAUCAAGAUCAAGGAAAACGAACAGAACACGUCGAGAUAUAGAGGCGAAGAAAGCAAAGGAAAACUUAAAACGAGUCAUCUCCCCACCGGCUAAAGAUGUGAGGGUAACGGAGAAAGAGAAUCCUUCACCACCAAAAAGUGUAUCGCCUCCAAAAAGCGCAUCGCCACCGAAAUGCGCAUCACCUCCGAAAAGAGCAUCGCCCCCGAAGUGCGCGUCACCACCGGAUAGCGCCUCACCACUGAAAAGUGCAACGCCACCAAAAAGUGCGUCGCCACCGAAAAGUGCAACGCCACCAAAGAAGAUACCUCCACCAUUAAAGGCCGAUGCCAACCCAAAGGAUACUCCAGUAUUCAAAGCUCUCACUUCUCCGCCGUUCAAGAAAGAAUCGCCGGUUUUAAAAAAUGAGCCUUUACAAUUAAAAACAUCCUCAUCCACCUCAGUUAGUGAAGUGUCCCCUAUUUUAAAGAAAGAACAUUCAUUGCCGACAAAGAAAGAAAUCGUUACAUCGCCUCCCCCAUUCAAGUUAAACAGAACUGAUUCAAAAACUGAGACAAAUAAUAGCGUUCCACUUAAAGUGAUUAAGAAGGAUUCCAUAGAAGUUAAGGAAAGUCAAGUUAAAACGGAACAAAUAUCUGUUGUUCCAGCUAAUAAUGACAAUGUGAAAACAAUUGUGGAAAAUACUGAUGUUGAAAAUAAAAAUAAUGACAAUGCAAAGAAACUGGAGGAGUCGAAUGGGGUCGGGGAUAAAAUAAGAAAGUUUGAAAAGGCAGCAGAAGAUGCGAGUGCCAGUGUAGGUAAACUGUCUCGGCCGGGCUCAGUGCGCGGCAGACCUAGGACCGAGCGCCUGAGUUCUGAUACCAAGGAAGAGUUCCCACCGCCUGCGACGCCAUUUAAAGAUAACGUAUUUUUUGAGCUGAGCGCACAUAGUGGCAAAAAUACACCGACAGAUCACAGCAAUCAUACGACCCUAGAGCGCCAGCACAGUAUUACAAGGAACUCUGUUAAUUUACUAAAAUGGCAGAAAAGUGAAAGCAUCGAUGGCGAAAAAGUCAUACAGAAGCCGGAACCGCAAAAGAUAAUAAAGCCGGAAUUCAAACCGAUGCCGUCGCCCGUCGAUGUGAUGAUCAGAUCGCCCAGCCUCGGCGUCAAGGUGCCCGACCAGUUCCCGUCGCAGGGCACCGCCUUCCGCAAUGUGGCGCCGCUAGACACCGCGCGAACCUCCCGAGACAUACACAAGAUCAACGAAGAUAUAAAUACUCAGAAUAAUUUUAAAACUUGCAAAUUUAAAAACAAGGAAAAGUAUGCCGUUAGCAAAGGAUCCAGCUACUUCACAAGGGGCUCCGAAGAGAUAUGGCUGGUUAAGAAAAAAGAUAUCGAGGAAAUCGAGGAGAGGGUACUGGAUUCGUUCCGUAGAGCAGGGGGGAACUUGUGUGGGAGGAGUGAAUCGAUGCGUCCAUCUUCCGACAGCGGUCAGAGUGCGUCCUUUUCCCACGCCACUAUGGGAAGGAAUAAACGUCAGAUGUACGCUAGAAGCGAGUCCUGUGACCCUCAGUGGGCGGGAACCAGAUCACAGACAUUAAAACGUCAAACAUCAGUGGCUUGUACUUGCGGCCACGAUAAGAAGACGCGAGCUAAAAGCGCCGGUGCUGAGGCCAACCCUCGCCCGCGAUCUCGUUCUCAUGGCGACGAUAACAAUCAAUGCCACGUCCUGGAUAAAUACGAAACACUCGUUUAG
Papilio machaon (common yellow swallowtail) is the source of this 1743-nucleotide messenger RNA. RefSeq names its product titin-like. The record is from RefSeq and is a predicted model, not a curated record. The transcript has 2 exons. Bases 1 to 1743 code for a protein of 580 amino acids. NCBI's taxonomy places the organism in Eukaryota, Metazoa, Arthropoda, Insecta, Lepidoptera, Papilionidae.